This is a messenger RNA of Peniophora sp. CBMAI 1063, 585 nucleotides long. Lineage: Eukaryota; Fungi; Basidiomycota; Agaricomycetes; Russulales; Peniophoraceae. The record is from the annotation of a GenBank genome assembly.
AUGCGUCUACUUUUCCUAACCAGCCACUCCGAACUGGCGCCUACUAGGCAUACGCUGCCUGUUGCGUGCAUGGCAGCCUUCGUACCAACGUACACUCUGGAUCCAGCCUUCGCACAACUCCGUCCGAUAUUCGGCACUGUGCGGCGGGACCAUUCGUGCUCCCUCCGUCCCGGCGUCAUCGCCCUCGGCUGCGCACUUGCUCCCGCCUAUUGCGCAGUCCGCAUGAUUCCAGACGCGACACAUCCCACACCCCACAACUCAACUCAAUCACUUACUACCUCAACACGAUGUCUGGGCGUGACUUUGGCGGACCCGGGGGACCGGGAGGGUUUGGUGGCCCUGGAGGCGGACCGGGCGGAUUUGGUGGUCCGCCAGGAGGUGGAGGCUUUGGAGGGCCGGGAGGAGGCGGCUUUGGAGGCCCAGGAGGAUUCGGCGGACCAGGCGGACCAGGUGGAGGCUUCGGUCCAGGUUCGGGCCCUCAUCAUGGCGGUGGUGGAUUUGGCGGUCCACCAGGAGGCUUCGGUGGGUUUGGAGGAGGCCAUCACGGAGGCCAUCACGGCGGAAGCGGGUUCGGGGGACUAUUAG